GCUCAGUCCGUUGAAGUAGUGGAGUCGUGCAGCUUGGGUUCGAGAGAGGUUUCGGGCAUCCCUGAUCACACUUAUGGCUUCCAAGGAGAACAUGCCGCCCAGCGCGCCAGAAAGCCCUCCGCCCAGCCCGCCAAGAAGUCUUUCUUGCAGCUUGCUAGGAAGCCUUCCACCCAGCCCGCCAAGAAGCCUUCCGCCGGGCGCCGUCUGCAAAAAGUUUACGACGGAAUGGGAACUCAAGGAUUUUGAGAUUGGGCGACCGCUGGGAAAGGGAAAGUUUGGUACCGUCUACCUGGCACGUGAGAAGUCCUCUAAAUUCAUCAUCGCACUCAAGGUGAUGUUCAAGUCUCAACUUCAGCGAAGUGAGAUGGAGAAUCAGCUUCGCAGGGAAAUCGAAAUCCAGUCGCACCUCAAGCAUCCGCACAUUUUGAAACUCUAUGGCUGGUUCCACGACAAGACCAGGAUCAUCCUGAUCCUUGAGUACGCACCCAAAGGACAGCUGUACAAGCAGCUAAUCAAAGCCAAGAGGUUUGACGACAAGAGGGCUGCCACUUACAUCUACCAGAUGUGCGUGGCCCUGAAGUACUGCCAUGCCAACAGGGUGAUCCACCGGGACAUCAAGCCAGAGAACCUACUGCUAGGCUUCAACGGGGAGCUCAAGAUGGCCGACUUCGGCUGGUCCGUGCACGCGCCGUCUUCCAGGCGGUCGACCAUCUGUGGCACCCUGGACUACCUGCCGCCCGAGAUGGUUGAUGUCAGUGUCAGUGUGUACGACGAAAAGGUGGACAUCUGGUCGGUUGGCGUACUCACCUACGAGUUCCUGGUAGGCAAGCCGCCCUUCGAGUGCAAGACGGCCAGGGAGACUCACCGCCGCAUCUGCGCUGCCGACAUCAAGUUUCCCGACUUCGUCUGCGAACCAGCGAGGGACCUCAUCACCAAGCUCCUGAAAAAAGUGCCUAAGGAGCGGGCAAGCUUGGAUGAAGUUAUGGCUCACCCAUGGGUCGUGGACAACGCUGACACGACUGUCGAAGCAUCAACCCUCUGAACGAAGUCUCGGUGUUGCGAGAGUUAAGUGAGCAAAGCAUGUUGCAGACUUUGCAACUCAUUUGUUUAACAUUGCAUCAGACAAUGAGAGGUUUUUUUUUCCCCUUCCAACUUUUUUAGUCCCCGCCCCCUUUUUUUUUUGUGUAGUUUUUUUAACAUGUGAAUGUGUGUUUCAUAACGUGAAGUAUGGUGUGGAAUUUCAGAUAUCGUCAAUAAACAGUUCAAUGC
Molecule: messenger RNA, 1269 nt
Organism: Ixodes scapularis (black-legged tick)
Lineage: Eukaryota; Metazoa; Arthropoda; Arachnida; Ixodida; Ixodidae
Product: aurora kinase A
Exons: 7
Coding region: 74-1042 (322 amino acids)
Biological process (GO): protein phosphorylation; regulation of cytokinesis; mitotic spindle organization
Cellular component (GO): spindle microtubule; spindle pole centrosome; spindle midzone
Molecular function (GO): protein kinase activity; ATP binding
Source: RefSeq, a predicted model, not a curated record